Molecule: messenger RNA, 1296 nt
Organism: Psylliodes chrysocephalus
Lineage: Eukaryota; Metazoa; Arthropoda; Insecta; Coleoptera; Chrysomelidae
Source: the annotation of a GenBank genome assembly
AUGAAGUCUCCCCAAUCUAAAGACACCACGAAUAGGUUGAGGCAUGAUAGUUUUAGUACCAUCAAUGAAAAACCAGUGGAUGAUAUUUCUCUGCAAUUUUUUUAUAAUCCACAUACUAUAUCCUUGCUACUGAUUUCCAUUGCAGCCCUUAUUUAUUUUGCGUUUGUCAGAGACACGGAUAACUUAGAAAACAACAUCUGGGCAGGCCUUCUUUGUUGCGGUUUCUUCUUCUUGAUCAUAUCAGUUUUGGCCUUCCCCAACGGACCGUUUACACGUCCACAUCCAGCAGUAUGGCGUAUGGUAUUCGGCAUGAGCAUCAUCUACCUGCUGUUCUGCUUGUUCAUCCUAUUCCAGAACUACCAGACAGUCAAAAGCAUCCUCUUGUGGUUGGACCCGUCGCUCUCCGAAUUCCACAUAGACAUGGACAAAGAAUAUGGGGUAAAUUGCUCGGAUAUAACUCUAGAUAGGUUGUGGGGUCAUGUAGACGUAUUCGCACUUGGCCAUUUCUUGGGUUGGAUGUUCAAAGCCAUUCUGAUUAGACACAUGGGUAUUUUGUGGGCGAUAAGUUGCAUGUGGGAGAUUACAGAACUGGCCUUUGCUCAUUUAUUGCCGAAUUUUAUAGAAUGUUGGUGGGAUGCGUUGAUAUUGGACGUUCUACUAUGCAACGGAUUUGGUAUCUGGUGCGGAUUAAAGAUUUGUAAGAUGCUGGAAAUGAGGGAGUACAAAUGGGUGGGUAUUAAAAAAAUUCACAGUACUACUGGUAAAAUAAAACGUGCCAUGCUUCAAUUUACUCCGGAAAGCUGGACUUCUGUUAGAUGGUUAGACCCGCAGUGUUCGUACAUGCGUAUUAUUUCACUGUGCCAAUUAGUGCUCUUUUGGCAAACGUCAGAAUUAAAUACGUUUUUCCUGAAGCACGUUUUUGAACUGCCUUCGUCCCACUUCUUAGUCAGCGGCAGAUUGAUAUUGAUCGGGGUAAUAGUAGCGCCAUCUGUUAGACAGUAUUAUAGUUACAUUACGGACACUUCGUGUAAAAGAGUGGGUACCCAGUGUUGGGUGUACGGGUGUAUAAUGGUAGCCGAAGCUCUUAUCUGCAUCAAGCACGGUAAGGCGCUUUUCGAACAAACGCAAAUUGCAAAUAUGAUAGUUUGGGUUUUAAUUAUGAUUAUAGUUUCUGUUGGAGUUGUGAUAACAUGUGUUCUGUAUAAUAAAUACUAUUCGGAUUCGAUAGUCAGUUCCGGUAAAGGAAAAAAGAUUAAGUUUCAAAAUGGCGACGGUUCGGAAGUAAAAAAGGAAUAG